CUGAAGCUUUGGCUUGCAGAGUCUGAAUCACAGGGAGGAAUGGUCCGACUUUGACCUCAUGGCGGAGCACAUCCAUUAUGGGGAUUUGUCAGGAGCUCUAGGGGGUGCUGGUGAAGAGCGUGAAGCUUUCACGGGAUCCAACAUUCACGUGCCCACGGAUGCUGACAUUGUCAACUCCGCUGCCGAUGACAUCGCCCGAGCAAGGCAACAGCAUGAGGAUGCAGUUCGAGCCUUUGAGCAAAAACGAUCACAACGAGAGAUGGCAGUACCAACAGGUGAUGCGCAGGUCAAAGCAAAGCUGCGAGAAUUUGGGGAACCAGUUUGCAUAUUUGGAGAAGGCCCUUAUGAGAGGCGAGAUCGUUUGCGCACGAUCAUGGCCGGCCGAACGGCACCCACUCUGGAUGCAAAGCGCCAAGAGUCUACCGGAGAUGAGGACCUAUUCUAUACAGAGGGAGUGGAAGAGCUUUUGGAAGCGCGCGUGAAAAUCGCCGAAUGGUCGCUUCCCAGGGCCAACCAACGCCUGGUAAAGGAGCGCAGACAACGCAUGGAAGAAGAUCCGGUGGAGCACGAGGAGCGCGUGGAUAGAUUCUGCCAGUUUUUGCAGAAGUCCAUGGUGGCUGAAGUGUCUCAGGUUGGAGACGAAAGGCCCUUGACGCAAGGGAAAUUCUCUCCGGAUGCCCAGCUGUUUUGCACCUCAUCAUGGUCUGGAUUCAUCAAGUUGUGGAAAACCCCAUCUUGCGACCCCGUCCUGACCAUCCGCGGCCAUGAAGACAGGUGCAACAGCAUUGCGUGGCACCCUGGGUGCAAAGGAGUACCUCCCUUCGAAGGCAACACUGUUCGUCUCGCCUCAGCGUCGGCAGAUUCGAGGAUCAACCUCUGGUCGCUCUCGGACAGCCAGCCGGUCAACGUGCUGGAAGGGCAUGAGGAUCGAGUGAACAGAAUUCUGUUUCAUCCUAUGGGCGAGCACUUGGUCUCCACAUCCCAUGACAUGAGUUGGCGGCUCUGGGAUGUUGAAACCACCACCGAGCUGUUGCUGCAGGAAGGUCACUCUCGACCUGUCUAUGGGGCCUCCAUCCAUCCAGAUGGCUCUUUGGUGGCAACUUCUGAUUUGGGCGGAGUCGUCCGGGUCUGGGACCUUCGCAGUGGAAAAACAGUCAUGCCACUGGCGGCGCAUGGCAAGCAGGUGAUGGCGGUUGACUUUCACCCGCGUGGCACUGUGCUAGCCACGGCCAGCGAUGACCACAGCGUCCGAGUCUGGGAUCUUCGCAAGCGCAGGUGUACUCACAAUCUACUGCUCCACAACAAGCUCAUCUCUGAGGUGAGCUUUGAAAGAGGCGAGGGACGACUGAUCUUGACCUCCAGCUACGAUGGCACUGUGAAGAUUUGCUCGACCACCGACUGGAAGGUGGUGAAGGUUCUCAUCGGCCACGAGGGCCGUGUCAUGGGCGCAGACCACGUCCCAGCUGCCGUGGGCGGCCACCACUACAUUGGCUCGGUCGCGUUCGACCGCACCCUGAAGUUCUGGUCUACUCAGGGCAAGGCCGAGCCGCCGGUGGAUGCCACGGCCUUCAUGACCUGAGACCGGAUCGCUCCGAUCCGAGUCCAGUGCCCGAAGUGCCCGACCCCGAGUCGAGAGGAAAAAGCAAGAGAAGCAGACGAAGACGAAGAAAGGGUA
This is a messenger RNA of Effrenium voratum, 1675 nucleotides long. The record is from the annotation of a GenBank genome assembly. Lineage: Eukaryota; Dinophyceae; Suessiales; Symbiodiniaceae.